This is a messenger RNA of Betta splendens (Siamese fighting fish), 2406 nucleotides long. Its product is annotated as Golgi reassembly-stacking protein 2-like. The transcript is spliced from 10 exons. NCBI's taxonomy places the organism in Eukaryota, Metazoa, Chordata, Actinopteri, Anabantiformes, Osphronemidae. Gene Ontology annotation, cellular component: Golgi apparatus. Gene Ontology annotation, biological process: Golgi organization. Gene Ontology annotation, molecular function: protein binding. The record is from RefSeq and is a predicted model, not a curated record. Bases 110 to 1411 code for a protein of 433 amino acids.
AACGCUCGGCGAGUCAUUUGGCGACGUGUACCCGGUGUGGAACUUGUCAGGUAUCUGCUGGAUAAUAAUCUGCCAUAAACACCUCAAAAAGCCUUACGAAAGCGACACAAUGGGGGGGUCACAGAGUGUGGAGAUCCCGGGGGGAGGCUCCGAGGGGUACCACGUCCUCCGGGUUCAGGAAAAUUCUCCCGGACACCGCGCAGGACUGGAGCCUUUCUUCGACUUCAUUGUCUCUAUCAAUAACACUAGAUUGAACAAAGACAACGACACCUUGAAGGACCUACUCAAAGCCAGUGUGGAGAAACCGGUGAAGAUGCUUGUUUACUCGUCAAAGACCCUGGAGCUGAGAGAAUCCACUGUGACUCCCAGCAAUCUCUGGGGAGGGCAGGGUUUACUGGGUGUGUCUAUCCGCUUCUGUAGCUUUGAAGGAGCAAAUGAAAACGUCUGGCAUGUGCUGGAAGUGGAGCCUAAUUCCCCAGCCGCCCUCGCUGGCUUGCGACCGCACACCGACUACAUCAUUGGAGCAGAUACUGUCAUGAAUGAGUCAGAAGACCUGUUCUCUCUGAUAGAGAGCCACGAGGGGAAAGGCCUGAAGCUCUAUGUGUACAACACGGACACUGACAACUGCAGAGAAGUGGUCAUCACACCCAACGGUUCCUGGGGUGGAGAGGGAAGCUUGGGUUGUGGAAUUGGCUACGGAUACCUUCACAGGAUUCCUACCCGGCCCUUUGAAGAGGGGAAGAUGAUCAGCUUCCCUGGCAAUGCUCCCAGCGAUCCUGUCAGUCCGCUGAAGGAUGGAUUCACUGAGGUCCAGCUUUCAGCAGUGACCCCUCCUCCUACUGUGUCCACAGUCCCCACAGGCAUAGAAAAUUCAUUGUCUGGUCUGUCAAUAAGCACAGCCCCGCCUACUAUGGCCAGUGAGCUGCAAACAGGUUUGCCUACAGUCCCUCUGCUUCCUUCCUCAACUAGUCCCUCUCUCAGCCCCCUCACUCCACUGAAUCCAGCAUCUGCCAGCUUCAACCCCACCACCACACUACCAGGUCUGAUGCCCCUGCCGCUUCCUAACCUGAACCUUCCACUCCCAGACCUCAGUGCUUUGUCACUAGCAGGCACUAGCCCCUUACCGCCAUCAAUAGGAACAUCAGUUCCACCUCUGGCCCAAUUCCCACCCCUCAACCUUCCAGGUCUGGCCACGUUGCCCCCCCUACCGGCCAUGCUGCCUUCCCAGCUGCCUCCUCUCCUCUCACAGGGAGUGACUCCCCUUUUGCCCAACUCCACUAAUGCCCUGUCAGCCACAGUCACAUCGCCUGUGACUGACCCAGCUCCUGCCUUCAUUCCACCCACAGAUGCAGCCUCCACAAACGCAACAGAAUCACUGGCCCCUACGGAAACAACAUUAAUAUCUUCGUAAUUUUGGAAAGAAGAUCCCACUUAUCAUCAAACCAAAACACACGCCUGGUUUCUCUCUGUCCCCGCCUGUUUUUCUAUUUAUUUGGCCAAUAAGGACGGGCAGAUAGCUGCACCGAUUCAGAAGCAGAAGUCAGCUUAGUUGAAGCAAUGAAGGAAGAAGAAUGGAGGAUGGAUGCAGAUGAUCAUACCAAACUCUUUAUUACCAGAUUCUCUUGGAGCAUAGGAAAGCAGCAGGAGUGCACAGUUUGUAGUUCAUGUUACAAGGGAAACAAUCUUGGGAUUGUCUGCUUUUGAGAUCUGGCGAUGCUGUGUCACGCGAUUUUAUAAAAUCUAUAGUUUAUAGGGACUGGAUGAUAAAUCAAAUGUAAAUAGUAACGCUUAUAUAAUGUGAUUAUAUGACUACGAAAAGUAAUAGUACAAACAAUGAGAGGAUGUGUGGUGGAACAUUGAGCCACUCCGCGCAGAAAAAUAUUAAUCCAAGUUGUAGAGUUUGAGUCUUAUCGUCCAGUCCCUUUUGUAUAACCUUUUGUUACUAGACCUCCUACUAAUAACUUAAUUUGAUUCCCAUACCUUUCUUUCAGUGACAUCGCAAUGAGUGUCUCCAUCCAGUGAAUGAAUCUGCAUUGUUUUGCACCACCUUUGUGUUUUGAAAUCAUCCGUGUGUCCCUUUGUAUGUUUUCAUGAAUACUCUGACCUCUACAGCGCACAUUGUUUCCACCAGAGACAGUUACAGCCUAAAGGCAAUGCCAGAGAGGAUGGAGGUCUCCAGUUACAUGAGCUACUGAGCAGUGUGUGUUUGCUGUUGGGUGAUUAGUAGUUGGGUCAAACGUGGGUGUGGGGAUAUUAAAUAUACAGUAUGUCCUCCUGGCAUGGCUGAAGCGUAUUGGUAAAUGGAGAUGCAGUUAUGCAGUGCAGCCACAAGGUGUUGCUGGAAGAGAACAUUUUGAAAAGAUCUACUGUACGUACAGAGCAAGCAAUAAAGCCAAAUUAAUCUAA